AUGUUCCUGAAGCAGAUAGACCUCACAACAGCCCUUCGACCCCAAUAUCUACCCGAUGAGGUACUUCUUUUCGUCCAAGAUAAUGUAGGACUCUACGAGGGCAAGUACAAGCUCCCGAACCAACAGUGUGGUCAAGUUUACUUGACAACACAUCGCAUUUGCUAUGUCGACACACAACAGCCUAGAAAACACUCGGUUGCCCUAGACCUGAAGGACGUCGAACGCUAUGAAUUCUACGCUGGAUUCCUCAAAUCAUCGGCAAAGGUGACGCUGAUCCCUAAGCCGGCAAAACGCGCCUCAUUACAGUCGAGAGCCGUAGCCGCCGCCGCCGCCGUAGCAUCUUCUUCGCCCCUACAAACAUCAGACUCCUUAAUACGCCCUCCGCCUUCCAACAGCUCCCAGGCAAGCACGGCGACAUGGAUAUGUUCAAUAUGUAGCUUCCCCAAUCCCGUCCCGUCCAACUUCGAUCCUACAACGGCAACCGCACAUACCCCGUUGCCGCCAUGUCUAGCAUGUGGGAUCAAACCAGCGUUAACCGAAGUACUGAAGGCAGCUAUAUCAAACGUCUCGAGCCGUCAGUCAAAGUCCGGACUCGACAGUAUUGACAACUUCGACUCUUUGCAAAUCAGCUCAUUCCCAGGAAACUCUGCAAACACGGACGGCUUCCAGUGUCCUCGCUGUACAUUUUCCAACCAUCCUUCUUUAUUGUCGUGCGAAAUAUGCGGUGCUCCUUUGUUAUCUAAAGGUGUCCCCACGACUGCGACACAGCCACCACCCAGAACUGACUCCCCAGGACCAAUGCUGACACUAGGAGGUGUUGCAGGCCUGGAGAAUCCCGAGAGUGUUAAAAUCUCUUUCAGAAAUGGUGGCGAGAAGGUAUUUUAUGAGAGACUGAAGGGUGCGAUGACCCAGAGGAAAUGGCUUUUGCACGAAGCACCACCUGUCCCUAAGAGUGGUAUGGCUAACGGAGGAGGCGAGGCGGAUUCAAUAUCACGGUCCGAUACCGGCUCUGGCCGCAAGAAGGCGGCGGGGAUAGCGGGAUUGGAGCAGAUGGGUCUAGAUCGGCGGAAGAACAACGAGCGGAUGAUUGGCAGCAGCUUCGAAGAUCUGGAGGCAUUGAUGGCAUCAGCCAAAGAGAUCGUAGCCCUAGCAGAGUCCUUUGCUCGACAAGUCGGAAAUGGGACAGAUAGUGCUACCACCGAAGCAAACGCCUUACUGGCUGAGUCUGCGAGUCAGCUAGGACUUAUUACCACCAAGGAUAUUGUUGGGGGCCGAAGUGGCUCGGGGUCUGAAUCCCUCUAUCUAUCUGAGCUAUCAAGGAACUUAGCUGAGUUCCUGACAGACGAUGCUCGGGGUGUGCUCAAAAAGGCUGGCGGUAUUAUGACUUUGGUAGACCUAUGGGCGAUGUUUAACAGAGCACGUGGAGGUGUCGAGCUUGUCAGCCCAAAUGAUUUCGAAAAGGCGGUUCGAUUAUGGGAAAAGCUGAAGCUCCCUGUUCGUUUGCGAACUUUCAAGAGUGGCGUCAUGGUUGUACAAAGCCGCGACCGAACUGACGAGAUCACUAUCAAAACAAUUUUGGCAUGGCUUAGAGAUUUGCAUGAGAUACCCCCAGACAGAGAUGUACCCUGGGAUUGGCAGGUGUUUGGGCGUGGAGUUACAGCGCAUGACACUGCCGACCGGUUUGGAUGGAGCAUUGGUGUGGCCGAAGAAGAGUUAGAGAUGGCUGAGGAAAGAGGCGCAUUAUGCCGAGAAGAAAGCCUAGAAGGCGUUAAGUUUUGGGAAAACUUCAUUGACACAGGCGAGCAUCGUCAUCGGUCCCGACAAGCUACGGAUGCUGAUAAAAUUCUUGAGGUUUUGAGUGCUACUGGCAUGAUUUGA
Molecule: messenger RNA, 1878 nt
Organism: Xylaria bambusicola
Lineage: Eukaryota; Fungi; Ascomycota; Sordariomycetes; Xylariales; Xylariaceae
Product: EAP30/Vps36 family-domain-containing protein
Exons: 2
Coding region: 1-1878 (625 amino acids)
Biological process (GO): protein transport to vacuole involved in ubiquitin-dependent protein catabolic process via the multivesicular body sorting pathway
Cellular component (GO): late endosome membrane; ESCRT II complex
Molecular function (GO): phosphatidylinositol-3-phosphate binding; ubiquitin binding
Source: RefSeq, a predicted model, not a curated record